Molecule: messenger RNA, 7788 nt
Organism: Suncus etruscus (white-toothed pygmy shrew)
Lineage: Eukaryota; Metazoa; Chordata; Mammalia; Eulipotyphla; Soricidae
Gene: TASOR2
Product: transcription activation suppressor family member 2
Exons: 22
Coding region: 1-7701 (2566 amino acids)
Biological process (GO): negative regulation of gene expression, epigenetic
Cellular component (GO): nucleoplasm
Source: RefSeq, a predicted model, not a curated record
AUGCGCAUGCGUAUGCGCAGGCACACCAAGUUGACUUUCAAAAGCAGAUGCCUCGCGCUCCGCCUCCCACCCGAAGUCAGCCUCCCACCCGAAGUCACCCGAUGCGCUGACCUUGGCAGGCGGGAGGGGGCCAAAGCGGACUCCAGACCACGGCACAGGCUCCUCCCUCAUGUUGCAGAUGUUAAGCCGCCAGACACGGUGGGAGCUAUGCAGGAGAGGCGAGAAGUGCUGGUCACAAAGAUGCCUGCCAAGUUGGUAUGUCAACGUGGGCUUUGUGUUGGCAGCAGUGCUAUUACCACAUUGGGUGACCCAGCAAAAGGUGUAUACGUUUCUAAAUAUUCGGACUACCUUCAUGCACGACCGUGGUAUCAUGGGAAAUCUGGCUUUAUUGUAAUUUUUAAUCUAAUUAAGGGAAGAGUCAAGCCUGUAUCUGAAAAUUAUACAACUAACUAUACUAGCCCAUCUAUUGGCUAUGAUUGUCACGUGGCUACGAAUACAAACAAGGUUUCUCACAAAACGAGUCAUUUUCGCAACUUUGAACUGAGUCAGUAUUACCUCUAUGAGCUUUCAGGCAGCAGCGCUGUAACAGAGCGACCCAGGCAAAUCUGUCCUUACCUCAUUGUCGCUUUUCAGUACCGGGAGCCUAGAAGAAUGGCGGCAUCUACUUCAACAAGCUCACGGAAAGUCUGUGAAAAUGUUCUCACCUCUUCAUGGACAGGAAAAUUAAUUAUUCAAGGCUGUUUACUAUGUGAUAUAACACUUCGAUCCACUUGUGGUGCAAUGAUUCCUAUAAAACUACAACAUGAACUAGAUUUCAAGUAUGUCAUGAAAGUGUCAUCUCUGAAAAGAAUACUACCACAAGCUGCCUUUAAAAAUCAGAAUAACUUGGAACAAAAACAAGGUCUGUCCUUUUCCCAAGAAAUGUGCUUCAAUAUGUAUGAGGUGGAAUUAUCAAACAACGAAGAAAAAAUAACUAAACUAACAGAAUACAUUAAAAAGAAGCAGUUGGCAAUCAUCAAGUGCUUAGAAGAUCGGGAAGUUUUCAUUUUACUUACAUCAUCAGCCUUAAUAUCAGAACCAAACCGUGGAGAUGAACAGAUGAGUCUUUGUGGGUUACAUGUGUUCCAUUCAUCCCUACCAACAGGUGUGAAAGACUUGAAAGUUAAAGAUGACAUCUCAUUGAAGGUGACACCUGUUUUACCUGCCCUUACCCGUGCCCUGCUUGAAGCAAAAAAAUUGUGUACUGAAGAAGGAAUCUGCCCAAACAGCUUAGUCAAGAAAAGCCUUCAGGAAUUAUGCAAGGUGGAUAAAAGCCCCUCACUGGCUACUGCACCACAGGAUGUAGAAAACGAGUUGGUGACCAUUGGCAGUGUGCCUGGUUCUCUGGAUCUGGCUCCCAUCGCCAAGAAGUGCCCCUCACAUUCCCUAACUCAGCUGAGGUCUUACCUUUCCAAUCCUAAUGGUUAUGUUUUGGAAGUAUCUGCCGCUCUGGAUUUAUUGGCAGGGCAUCCUCUGUCCCCCUGUAUCUCAGAUGGAAUUUGUGAUGCUGGGUUCUCAUUAGCUAAUACUCCGGAUCCUGAACUCCUCAAAUCGGAAGUAGGAGGACAAAAGCUAGCAGAAAAGAAUUCUGAAGAAGCAAGCCAGAGAACCAAGGUUCCACUGGGGCUGGCAUCAGCUGUGAGAGUUCAGCCUAAGAGAAAAGCCAGCACCCCCUCCACAGCACAGAGUGAAAAGGUGAACACAUGUCGUCUCCCCACCAAAAGAAGUGCUGUUGUGGCCAAGAAGGCGUCUGACCUCGAGACCACUGUGAAGCUCGUCAAAGGACCUUGUCCUCAGAAGCGGAAGAGAGGUGCUGAAGUGCUAGCGGCACAAGUUGUACCAACCACAAGACGGAAUCCGAAAGACCAAGGUGCUCCCAUCCCUAAAGAAGUGCCAGUGGCAACAAAUUCUAAAAGAGCAAGGAAGCAAGACAAAUCGACAGUCACAGCUGUUCUAAAGAAUAAACUGCCCUUGCAGAAAUCUUCGAAAAACCAGAGGAUAAAUCAGACUCCCAAAGUCAAAACGCCACCUCAGCCCGCCAACAAAGAAAGGACUUCACAGAUUCAAUCUGAAAUUUCAUCAGCUGCUUCAGCAAAUGCUUCUAACACAGAGACAGCUGAACCAGAAAAAGUCCUGGGGACUCCCAAAGAUCACCCUGAAAACCCUGAUGUCAGCUGUGACUCCCAAGCACUAAAUAUGUUAGCUGAUCUAGCAUUAAGCUCCUCUACCUCUGCCUCCUCAUCCUCUGAUACCAGGGACCUUCCGUGCUCCUCUCAGUUACCACAAAAAGAUCUUUUAAGUUCUAAAGAGCAUUCUUUGCGGAGGACCUCUGACCAUGUGUAUCACCGGGGAGCCCGACAUCCCAGAGGUGGGACACUGGCCAAACCUGCUGCUAACAAGAAGGGUCUCUCCACAUCAGACCCCAUCAGCCGAACCCCUGUGGAAGCGCAGCCCACGCCUGAGGAAAGGUUGGAAACUUCUCAGAGUCAAAAAUCAGUUGUUGCUGUGGAACAUUCUUACGCCCUUAUUGUCACAGAGCACUCAAAGAAGCAGUUACAGCAGAGAGGGGCGCCUGGCCCAGCCUUUGCUAAGAAUAGCACCAAAGGCUCUGAUGCUGGAACUCCUGUUGGAAAAGUCAUGCCAUUUCGGCAUCAGCAAAUCACCUCUCCUCUUCAGAAGCUUCCUGAGUACCCUCUCCUGAAGCAGAAUGCUGGGUUGCUGUCUUCCAGCCUGAGAGAAUUUUGUUGCUCUCGCACAGUGUUUCCCUGUGAAGGGUCCUUUAAGGUCACUAUCAAAUGUGAGACAGAGUAUGUUUUCAGCUUGGACAGCAAGUACACCAACAACCCACUGGAAAAAACAGUCCUGAGAGCAUUACAUGGGCCCUGGAAUGCUGACUUACCCGAUAACAUGGAGGAAGUAAAGCUUUUACUUCAUAUGUGGGUGGCUCUGUUUUACAGUGGUCCCAACAAAAUCUUGCGGGCAUCUCGAAGAGUGGUCGAACACAGCAACCCAGCAAAGUAUGUGUCUCUCAACAGCACAUCAGACUCUUUGGAACUCAGUGAAAAUGAGGACUUCCUUAAUGUGGACACACUGUCAGAGGAUAGUGUCACCCCAACAGCUCAGACGACUGCAAGCUUCCCUGACACUGACACAGUUCCUCCUCUCCUUAAACCACCAUCAGCCAGAGGAUUGGAACUCUGGAUCCAGAAUGAUCAGGAGGAAGUGUGUGCAAGAGAGGAACAGUCAGAGCUGCCAGAAAGACAGAAUUUCAUCUAUUCUUGUAGUCACGAGAUAAUUAAAGAAAAAGAAAAACAGGACUCAUCAGAUAAACUAGAUGGUUCUGAUUCUAUGCUUUCUAGAAACUCCCAAACAUCUCUUCCUUCUGUUCUUGCUGAAGAUAAAACUUUUGAGCCACUUGACAGCAGAAUAGCGAGAAUGUACAGUGAUUCCAUCACCCAAACCACAGUCACCAUGGCUUAUGAUGGCACUCAGUCUGCUGCCUGCAAAAGGUCACCUCAAAGUCCUCUGGAGAGCCCAGUGGGCAUCUUUCAGACGACAGUGCAGGCAGACACUGAGGCUUUACAGGACCUACUCCAACAGAACAGCCCCUUCAAAGAUGACCAGUCUUCUCUGGAAAAGAAAGAUGACAGUGCUGAGUAUGUGGUGAUUAAUCUGGAGCCAGUGACUCUCACUUUUGAUAAAAAUCUCUUUGUACCAAUACCGACAGAAAUUAUCAAUGAAACCAACACCCCUGCAGCCUUUAAUAUGGAGUUGGUUAAACAGUUAUCACCACCAAGUGUCAUGCAUGCUGUGUCCUCUGAAAAAACUCCAACACCAAGUAGUCUAGACAUCCAAUCUCCGACAGUGCCAGGACAUUUAGACACUAAAUUCCUUUGUGCUUCGCCGGUAAGUAGAGAGUCACUUGCUGAAGAAACAUGCUCCUCAGGGAACAAGCCUGUUCGAGGAUCCUCAUCACCACCUGCUUGCUCAGUGCUCUUGGAGGCACCAUUAGCUCAGACUUCUAAGUACUCGGUACCCGGAGAAGAAAUUAAACUCUCUGAAGAAUUGGUCCUGCAGGCCCCAAGUGUCUUUGGCACGGCAUCAGAAGAGAUUAGCGAGCCUUCACAGGUAGCAGUCUCGUCAUCAGCCUCUGCCUCCUCCAGGAAAAGUGACUCAUUCACCCACAUCUCAUCAAUAUGUAAUACUUCAGGGGCAGCUUUAGAAGACCACAGCUGUGGUCAUAACAGUGAAAAUGUGAAUUUUCGCUCAUUGAAUUCAGCAUUUACCAAACAUGAUGCACAGUCUCUGAGCAAAGAGGUCAAUGUAGAAUUAUCAGGGGAAGAUUCUGACAUUGAUCUGAUUCUGACACUGUCACCACCUACCAGCCCCAGUGAAGUGCCUGCUGGGGACAUCACCCCAAAUCAAGAGGUUGUUUUAACAAGUGUAAAUGACCAGCGUGUGGCUGAGAAAAACACUUGGCCUGGAGAGAAUGAAGACAUGAAUUCCAGUCACCCAUCAGUUUAUCCUGUAGAGACAGCCAAAACACUAGCAAAUAAAGAGCAGAGAGGUGAGCAUGGACAGCCAGUAACUGUCACACUUCCCCAGGAAAACUGUACCUUGAAUGUUUCUGAGAAAGUGCAUGUUCCCUCAGAUUUUCCCUUUGGUUCUUUAAUCGAGGAAGUGUCACCAGCUUCUAGUCCUGGUCCCCAGGCUUCCGCUGAGGAAAUGCAACCUCAGGCCAGUAAAAAGUCUCCAUAUACAGGCUCUAAGGGAAAUGACAGAUCCUCUCAGAUUGAGGCAGGAGAUUUGGCCAUAAAAGAAAAUGCUUCUGUUGGUCCUGCCCUUUCAGUGGGCCUGGGUAACUUCACUCAGGGACUGGAGACACAGCGCCCUGCUGAAAGAUCUCUGCUACUAAAUGAUGGCCCAGAUGGCAAAGAGACACAUUUCAACCUCCCAGGAAACGCAUCCAAGGAGAAUGGCUCAGAAGAUCAUGAGGAAAGCUCCGGGUUCUCAGAGCAGAUUCCCUGCUGUGAUUCGAAGGUAAAGCACUCUGACUCAGCAACCAAUGACAACAGUGACCUCAAACCUCUAGAAAAAUCAGAUACGUUACAGCCAGUUUGUAUGGAGAACAGAAAUUCAGACUUAAAUCAUCUUGUCUCUGAGACCAGCAAGCUUCCAUCUAGUCCCCAGGAGCAUCUGGAAAGUAAGACUUCAGAUGACACAUUUGUUCCUACAGCUGCUCCAAAUGAUCGCACCAGCAUGCCAUCAAAAGAACAGAUGAAGCAAAUACUCUUUGGUAAUUUGAAAUCCAGUGAAGGGAAUUACAUGCAAGUGAGGUCCUUCGAGGUGGAGUCUGGUGAUAGGGUUGAUAACACAGAGGCCAACAUGCAUGCAGUUAGCCUCCAGCCUGCUGCCUCCUCUGGUGGUGCUCCAUCGACCUGUCCGCUGCCUGUGAGUGCUGAAACAGGUCGUCAGAGCCAGAUAUUGCCACUGGUCAGAAUAUCCACUUUGCUUAGAAAUGAAACUGAGGGUCCGUUACCAGAUGCCACCAGUUUAGGCGGCUUUGUGUCUGAGACACACCCAUCAGAUCCAAAUGGUGGACAAGUACCAGGGCACAUGCUGUCAGAUACAUCAGCAUCGAAGACAGAAGAUCCGCUGAGUGGUGGACUUAUUCCCACAUAUACUGGUUCUUACCCAUACACAGCCGCCUCUGGUGACAUGGGGAGGAAUGAGCCUUCUGCUUCCUGUGUUUCUAAAACUGGGGACCCUAGUUGUGGCAUUUCUGGGAAGCAGACAGAAAGUAAGGGCCCUGGUGACCAGCCCAGGACCCUGGGCCGCACAAGAAACCCAAACAGAGACUUGGAUUGGGAUGUCGGUGUGAAUUCUGACAUCCAAUCUGAACCAUUUUCUGGCAACUACAAAGACUUUACUGACGCUGGUAGAAAAUCAAAAUUUGACCUGAAGGCCUGCACUCCACGUUAUAGGCACAGCAAGAAAAAGGGGGAGGACAGCUCUCUUCUGCAUGCAGGCCCAAGUGAUCAUGAAGACUGGAGCAUCUCUAAGCAAAUCCCGGGGCCUGAGACCAACAUGCCUUCCAAACACUGGGGCCUUGGGUUGAAGAAAGAUAAGUGCAGGCCAAGUUGCAUCCAGAUCCAAGACCUCCACGGCAUCCCCCGAACUUAUGCUAACUUCACUAUCACUAAGGGGCUCCCAGAUGCUUCAAGGCCACUGCACAGCCCACACCCCACACAGCAUGAUUUGCUCAGCCCCUUGGUCAACACGUGGCAGGAGGCAAGUGACCUCACCCAGAAUACACUGGACCUGGAAUAUCUGUGCUUUGCACAUAAACUCAGACAAAUGGUAAAGCAAACAGACCCUCUGCAAUCUGCUCCUUCCAGUAGCGUGCUGAAGGCAGCGUCUCCAAGCAGAGCUUUCCCUGUGACAGAAACGGCCGCGUGCCCAGUCCGUUCCACAUGCCGAAGCCAAAGUCCCCUAGUGGUAACCAUCAUGUCCCCAGAGCCCAGGAAAAGUAUGCACACGAGAGGCCACCAGUCUGCUAGUAGUUUGGACAUUUCUCCCUCUUGGAAGGAGAGACAUGGUCUCGGCAGGAAACCUGCUAAUCCUGAAAGAAAGAAUGUUUCCUUCCACCUCCACAAACUAAAAUACAACAGUCCUCUGAAAGACCCUCGAAAUGAUAUCUCAUUGAUUCUCAAUGAGUAUGCCGAGUUCAACAAGGUGAUGAAUAGCAACCAGGUCAUCUUCCAGGACCACGAGUCCAAUGCUGCAGGGUGCACCCUAUCUGAGGACUUGGGCUCCUCUUUCCCAAGAAGGUGUGCCUCCUAUGAAGACAUGAUCACAGACUUAUGUGCCAGCCUGCACAUCCGACUGAAGAGUGUUAUGAAGGAGGCUUGCCAAAGCACCUUCCUCUUUUACAUUGUGGAGACAGAAGACCAGGCAUUCCUCCUAAGAACAAAGAACAUUCUGCAGAAAGGAGGCCACACAGAAAUUGAACCUCAGCAUUUCUGUCAAGCCUUUCACAGAGAAAAUGAUACACUCAUUGUCAUCAUCAGAAAUGAAGAUAUAGCAUCACAUCUGCAUCAGAUUCCUUCUCUGCUGAAGUUGAAGCAUUUUCCCAAUGUCCUCUUUGCCGGCAUCGACAGCCCUGAAGAUGUGCUCGAUUACACCUACCAAGAGCUGUUCCCUACAGGCGGCUUUGUGGUGUCAGAUGACAGAGUAUUAGAAAUGUUGACAUUAGUUCAGCUGAAGGAAGUUGUUAAAAUCCUGGAGAAACUAAAUGGAAAUGGAAGAUGGAAGUGGUUGCUUCACUACAGGGAACAUAAAAAACUCAAAGAAGAUGUUAGAAUAGACUCUACUGCACGUAAGAAGCACAUGAUAUUGCAGUCAUGUCGAAGCACGAACAUCAUCGAGCUGCUUCACUAUCACCAGUGUGACUCGCGCCCAUCAGCCAAGGGAGACUACUUGAAGUGUCUGCGCAGCCUACAGGUGCAGCACAUUUGCUCACGCUUUGCCAUCUUCCUGACAGAAAAGCCUGCUGUUUCCAGAGAAGUCUUUGAAAAUAAUGGCAUCCUUGUUACAGAUGUAAAUAACUUUAUUGAAAACAUACAGAAGGUAGCAGCUCCAUUUAGGAGCAGCUACUGGUAAGAGUAUCUUCUGUAACUCCCACUGUGAGCUGGAAUGAACAUCAAGUAAAUGUUUUGAGUAUUUCCUAGUGUCAGAAAUGAAAACUAA